AUGCAUCCCAGCACAAUUGCUGUGGCAUACCAGGUCCCUGGUACUCGAAGUGGCAGUUUUGAUGGUUUCUACCAUUUUGGCAAGUUCGAUACCAGUUUCCCUGGCCAACCAGGGACGUGCAAAAUGUUUGACGGUCUGCGUAGUUGCCAUUUCGAUCUGUACAAGCUCCAAUACCAGACGAGCCUACACCAUAAAAACCGCAAUCUGCAGCCCUCGAGCUUCCAGCUUGGAGAACAAGCCCGAUCACAGAGGGCCCGCAAAGGCUAUGAGUUUGCCAAGAUUAUCAGCACCGAGAAGCGAAUUGCAUUUGUCAGCUUUAGUAUUGCCUGUCAAAUCCCUCUAUCAAACUAA
Molecule: messenger RNA, 351 nt
Organism: Trichoderma virens Gv29-8
Lineage: Eukaryota; Fungi; Ascomycota; Sordariomycetes; Hypocreales; Hypocreaceae
Exons: 3
Coding region: 1-351 (116 amino acids)
Source: RefSeq, a predicted model, not a curated record